Messenger RNA from Lithohypha guttulata, 867 nucleotides. RefSeq lists its product as uncharacterized. The transcript is spliced from 2 exons. The coding region runs from base 1 to 867 and encodes 288 amino acids. The record is from RefSeq and is a predicted model, not a curated record. NCBI's taxonomy places the organism in Eukaryota, Fungi, Ascomycota, Eurotiomycetes, Chaetothyriales, Trichomeriaceae.
AUGACAGAAGUAUCCUUUGCAAAGAGUUUCCUGGGCACUCUCGACAACAAGCCUACCAAGUACCAACCGAACCAUAUCUUCGACCCUGCUACCUUUGGUAUAAGGAUACCUUACACACUACCCAAACUACCCACCCCUCAACACCCACCACCACCCAAACCACAACAUGACCUCAGCCAAACCACAACACCAGCACCAGGCGCCGAGCCAGCAACCUCAACCACAAACGCCCUAAACAUCGUGCUGAAAUCGUCGCGAAACCCAGCCAUGACUCUCUCCCUCCCAUCCACACCUCCAUCCACGACAAUCGCAUCUCUCCGCCAGCAGAUCCAGGACUACCUCGGCGGCUCGUCCGUGGUAUCCAGUACCGAUAAGAUCAAAAUCCUACACAACAAGAAACCGAUACCUGCGUCGAAACAGACCGUAGGCGACAUAGUUGGCGCAGAUGCAGCGGUCAAGGACCUGGAACUAGGCGUGAUGGUCAUGGGAGGUGCGCCAGAUCCAGCUCCGCAAGACACAACAGCAGGUACGACGACAGCCAUCAAAGCUCAUCAGCCUGAACCUGCUGGCCCAGGUAGCGAGAACGCUGCUGUUGAAGCGGAGACUGGACUGAAUCCUGAGGAGGCCAUUACGAGCACGGCUGCGGAUCCUAUGGAGGUAGAUCAGUCGACGAGUAAGGGGAGGUCAGAGUCGCAGAGUCAGCCUGUGCAGCCCGGAGAGGACUCUGGGAAUGAUGUCUUACAAACGCCGGAGUUCUGGAGUGAUCUUGAGGGCUUUUUGGCGCAGAGGAUACGAAAUCAGGAGGAAGCUAGCAGGUUAAGAGGCUUGUUCGAGAGAGCUUGGAGAAGUAGUAGUGCUGCGCCUUAG